This is a messenger RNA of Botrytis sinoallii, 1068 nucleotides long. RefSeq lists its product as uncharacterized. The transcript has 5 exons. The record is from RefSeq and is a predicted model, not a curated record. The coding region runs from base 1 to 1068 and encodes 355 amino acids. NCBI's taxonomy places the organism in Eukaryota, Fungi, Ascomycota, Leotiomycetes, Helotiales, Sclerotiniaceae.
AUGACGGACCGAAAGACUCCGAUUCCCACCCCAAGAUCUCAAAAUUCCCUGCCAGCAUCACUACCGAAUAUAUCCCAGCUUACUAGUCAUGAAAGUAUGAGCGGUAAUCCCAUGAAAUUGAAUACUUCAAUGCUUGAGAAAAAGGAAGACUGUUAUUUAGGCGAAGAUACAACUGACUGGAAAAAUCUUUACUUGAAAUCCAGACGCCAGAGUAUGAAAAUUCGAUCUCAGCAUCAACAAGAACGAGACAGACUUAUCAAGGAGAAGUUAGCACUUCGUAGGGGUAACAGACUCCUUCAGUCCGCGUUGACCCAGUCCCGUUGCAACGCCUCGAAGGUGUUGGCUGAGAGGAAUUUUCACUUACAGUAUAAAGCAGAAGUUUGCAAAGGAUUGUCAGCGCGGACAUCGGCUGCUGACAAAGCCAAGGAGCAAAGUGACAAGUUUGCCAAAUUAGCACGUACUCAAUUGAAACAUUCAUGCGAGGAAUUGAGCAGAAAGGAUCAUAUCAUUACCAGUCUUAAGAAAGAAAGGGAGGAACUACGAAGUACUCUUCAGAAUCGGAAUAAUGAGCUUAUGGACCUGGAUCAUGUGCUUGAAGUUUUACAAGAAAAAGCGAAUGGAGCAAAUCAUCUCAUCGACGCGACAUCAAAAUCAUUGAAAAGGCAACAAGGUUGCGCAUGGAGGAACGUGUCUCGCAGAUGCUUACCGGAUCAAGUCCACUUGCGACACGAUUUGGAAUGGUAUAAGGAAUAUUACGGUACAACUCCCGAUAUUGUAUUGCAGUUCGAAAGCAGCACGGCAUUCAGAAGACUCAUUAAUAUGAGAUACGAGGUUUAUCGCUAUAAAUACAACAUUGGAAUAUUGCUGAUGUUUUUGAAGAGGGUUUUCAAAAGCUGUUGGAGAAGAUUUUGGUCAAGGCUCGGGGAACCGAAUCAAUGCAAAGCAUCCUUGUGGGAAAUACGGAUACGGAACCCAGACGCGCCUAUUUCGACCUCUGCAUUCUGUGGGAGGACGAAAUACCGCAAGAAAUAUCUGUACCUUAAUAGGAACAAUUGGGUAAUCCGAUAA